UCAACACGGAUUAUGUAAAUCAGUUCAAUGCGUCAACUGUUGCCAUGACGAUGGGAAAGAGCAUCACUGGAGUUUUAGUGAAGCAGACAGACCCCAAGGAACUGGAUGAGGUAUCCCUCGGCUACACCAAAGUCAAUGAGAACUUCAGCAUUCUAGAGGACAGCAGUGCUCUCUCCCGGUUUUCCCGGUCUGUAACUGUGUCUAAGGAGGCUUUCAUGAUGGCCAUGAGUAUGAAUAUAAGUGAACCAUUUGCUGCAAUUUUCCGCUUUCUCAAUAUGUCCAAGGAUGAGUAUAACAGCAGUGUCUUGGAUGAUGAAGUUAUAGCAGUUGAGAUGGGUGCUGCUAUCAGAAAUCUGACUGACACAAUAAACCUCAACUUUAGGAACUUGAACUAUAAAGGAAUUCCAUCCUGUCGCUCUUGGAACGGCAAUGGAAGUCAGCCGACGUGGAGUGAUGAUGGCUGCGAGACACUAGUUACUAAUGUCAUUAAUGUAACAUGCAAGUGUACUCACAUGACGUUUUUUGCUGUCUUACUGACUCCCAUCAAUGAAACCAUCAGCAGCUCUGACCUGAACAUCCUCACCACCAUCACUCGGGUCGGCUGUGGCAUCUCCAUGUUCUUUCUGGGCAUCAUUCUGUUCAUGCACUUUAUCAUGAGGAGAGCCAGAGCCAGUAAUUCCACCAAGAUUCUGAUCCACUUGGUAGUCGCCAUGUUCCUCCUGGUGUUCUCUUUCCUCGUGAAUGACUUUGUGGCACAAACCAAAAACGUUGUAGGCUGUACAAUUAUGGCCGCUUCGAUGCAUUAUUUCAUGUUGAGCACUUUCACCUGGUUCGGGGUUCACGCCUUCCACCUCAGUAUGCAACUCCACUCCCAGGGAAAAAUACACAUCCAACGCUACGUGCUUAAAGUCGCCGUUAUCAGCUGGGUGUUGCCCAGUAUAGUCAUAAUUGUCCUGCUGAGUGUUGGUAAAUAUGGAGAAGUGACCAUCCAGACUGAAAAUACUGCAACAAGUCCAUCCAUAUGUUGGAUCCUAGACAAUACUGCCCACUACAUCGUCAACAUUGGUUAUUAUGCUUUGGUGUUCCUCUUCACCUUCUCUACCAUGGUCCUGAUUCUAACCUGGCUGUACUAUAUGAGGAAGAACCAGAAAGCAGGCAUGCAGGGUAAAAAUGCCUCCAGUUGUCAGAAGAUUAUCACCAUAACGGGCUUGUGCUGUGUCCUGGGUGUGACCUGGAGCUGCGCCUUCUUUGCCUAUGGGAUUUUCCGUGUUCCUGCUCUCUACUGUUUCACAAUCCUCAAUUCAUUCCAAGGUUUUUGUCUGUUCAUCUACUACUACAAGACCAGCCAUAUGGUGGAGAGUAAGGAUCCCAGCAGCACCAGCAGCACCAGCACUCUCAAAACUAACCUGGAUGAAAUCUUCAACCCUUAUGACAACGAUGGCAUUAAACCCAAGCCAGAGUGACCGAAGGGUCUGUUAGGGCUGCAACUUAUAGUAGUUGACUAAUAUGCAUUAAGUUUAUUUGUCAAACGAUGUUUUUUUUUAUAGCAAAAGAAAAAAUGUAUUGUCAACUGGACAACAGUUUGUGAAGGCGUUUCGCCGCUCAACCAAGUAGCUUCUUUAGUUCCUAACAAAAAUUGCCUCUUUAACUCCCCUCUCAAACCAUUUAUUUUCUUUGGCUAAAAUCUGAAUCUCACUAUCUUCAAAGGAGCACUUGGGGCCCUGAGCUGCUCU
This is a messenger RNA of Periophthalmus magnuspinnatus, 1733 nucleotides long. It is a transcript of the gene adgrg11, whose product is annotated as adhesion G protein-coupled receptor G11. The record is from RefSeq and is a predicted model, not a curated record. Gene Ontology annotation, biological process: cell surface receptor signaling pathway; adenylate cyclase-activating G protein-coupled receptor signaling pathway. The transcript has 10 exons. Gene Ontology annotation, molecular function: G protein-coupled receptor activity. Lineage: Eukaryota; Metazoa; Chordata; Actinopteri; Gobiiformes; Gobiidae. Gene Ontology annotation, cellular component: membrane. The coding region runs from base 45 to 1463 and encodes 472 amino acids.